Messenger RNA from Monosiga brevicollis MX1, 2037 nucleotides. RefSeq lists its product as uncharacterized. The record is from RefSeq and is a predicted model, not a curated record. Lineage: Eukaryota; Choanoflagellata; Craspedida; Salpingoecidae. The coding region runs from base 1 to 2037 and encodes 678 amino acids. The transcript has 8 exons.
AUGUUAAAAUUUUUAUUUGGUGUGUCGAUCGAUGUCUUUCUCUCUCUCUCUCUCUCUCUCUCUCUCUCUCUCUCUCUCUCCUCUCUCUCUCUCUCUCUCGCUCUCUCAAGCUCUCUCAAGCUCUCAAGCUCUCUCAAGCUCUCUCUCUCUCUCUCUUUCUCUCUCUCUCUCUCUCUCUCUCUCAAGCUCUCAAGCUCUCUCUCUCUCUCAAGCUCUCUCUCUCAAGCUCUCUCAAGCUCUUUCACUCUCUCACUUGGAUCACUGCUGCGCUGCCGACUGAGGGGGACUGGCUGCCUUGAGAUGGCGGAAGUAGCCGAGUUGAACGGCCUGGCCGAUCCAGAUGACCUCAGGGCUCGCCCACGAAAGCCAAGCGCCAAGGCCAAACCGACCAAGAGCAAACCCGGUGCUGCACCCGCCGAUACGACUGCGCGCUUCCAACGCAAGAUUGGCCGCCUCGAAGCGGGCAUCCGUGAACUCGUUUGGGAAAACGCCACUUACUUUAAUGAACUCAAUCAGAUUCAACAGGUGUAUCACGAAAUUACUGAGCAGAACCGACAAAUCACGUUGCAGCUCAUGCUUCAUGAAGACAUUAUUUCGCCCUUUCUACCCACCAGCCGCCUUCGACAUGGCCAAGGAAAACGUCCAGGCUUCAACUCUGAUGCAGAUGAGGAGCUGCCCGAAGAGCUCAAGAAGCAACAGCGAGCCUUGUUCAAAGCUCAGUCACGUCUCGAUGCUUUGCAAAACCAGCGUCCCAGCACCGCACAGUCGCUCGAAUCGCAUCGACCACGCAUGAUCAAUACAGCCCAUGGCCGUGUUGAACUGGAUGAGCAUCACCCGGCGGGUGUGCUGACCACUGCUCAAAUCUCUCAGGUGAUUGCUUCGGUGGAUCAGCACAUUGCUGAGGAAAUCGACCCUUACAACCGAUCGGCGCAAGUGCGGGCGGACAUGGCUAAAGAGCGCCUCCUUAGCGACAUGCUGGCCUGCUUCCGUGCCUAUCGAGACUUUUGCGCGCGCACGGGCCAUGAGCCGCAGCCAUUGUCGCCGGUCCCUAACAUGGACGUGAAGCCACAACGACCUGCUGCGAAGAAGAAAGCCAAGCGUUCCUCGCGAACUAGCGCUUCUCCUCGACCACAAGAAAAGCGCGCCAAGGCACAUGCUUCAUCCCGCAAGAGCACUGGUGCUACUACUGACAACCUAUCCUUCUCUCCGUCUCGAGCUUUGGCUGUUCUGGAACCUGGGAAGCUGGAGCUGCUGAACAUUGGCCAGACGGAGCAGAAGAGCGCCAAGAAUGAAUAUGGCAUCCGCUUGUGUCCGGGUCUUGCCACACGCCGCCUUUUAAUGGGCACGGAUAACCAAGUGCAAGCCAUCACCCUGACCUUGCAUCCAGAUAAGGACGGUACCAUCUGGUACGUGGUCAAAUACAUCAAGUCAGAGUUUGAUGAGGUCACGCGGCGCUGCGACAGCUUGGCGGCGGCCUAUGCCUUUGUCGUGGAACAGUGCACGGACUUGAAUGUUCCCCCCAUUAGUAGCUUACCUCGCAAACAGGCGGCUGACUACUUUGGCCUAUCCCACCCACGCGUCAAAGCCCUACAGCGCAAGCACGCGCCCAGCAGCAGUGAAGAAGAGGAUGAGAAUGAAGAUGAGGAGGAGGAUGGGAGUGUCGAUGAUCGUGACGAUCAUGACAAUGAGGAUGAGGAUGACAAUGACGACGACGAUGAGGAUGAGGAUGAGGAUGACGACGACGACGACGACGACGACGAUCACGACGAUCACGCUGGUCACGGUGCACCUGACUCAAGAGCGCGAGUCGCUCCUCAGUCCGCUGGCUCGACCAGCGUGGGACUGCAUCGACGCAUGCUGGUUGACGAGAGCGAGGACGACGAAUCGGAAUCCGACGUAGAAGAGGCUGCCUCAAAUGGUGCCAAGCAUCAUCGGCAACCAGCUGAUAUCCUGACGCGUGAACAGGUCAGCAGCGAUGCUGAGUGGAGUGAGGCGGAGCCUGUCGACGAGCUGAAUGCAAGCGAGGCGUCUGAUUAA